AAGUACUUCAACUGCAGUUAUAACCGAUAAUGAGUUUUUAUUUAUUAGUUUCGAUCAGAUCAACAAAAUGACGCCAACUGUCUAUAUCGUUUUGUUUUUCAGCUCUUUUUGCUUAGUUACGAGUGCAAACGAUUCCAUUACUCCAAUAGUAUUAUGGCACGGAAUGGGUGACAGUUGCUGCUUUCCCUUCAGUCUGGGUGCUCUUAUGGAAAAACUGAACGCCUCUUUACCAGGAGUUCACACCGUUUCCAUUCGGAUCGGUAACAACGUGAUAGAAGACAUGGAAAAUGGUUUUUUCAAACAUCCGGAUAAACAAAUCCAAGAGGCUUGUGCUAUCGUUGGUGCAGAUCCUCUUCUUGCUGAAGGAUUCAAUGCAAUUGGUUUAUCUCAAGGAGCUCAGUUCUUGCGAGGACUAGUUCAGAGAUGCCCACAGGCGAAAAUCAAGAACUUGAUUUCUCUAGGUGGUCAACACCAAGGAGUGUACGGUCUUCCUCGAUGUGGAUCGCUCAUAGCUGAAGUGUGUGAUUUCGUUAGAAGAUUAUUGAACCAUGCCGCUUACGUACCUGAAGUACAAAAAAUGUUGGUACAAGCUACGUUUUGGCAUGAUCCCCUCAACGAAGAAACAUACAAAGACCACAGUACAUUUCUGGCCGACAUCAAUAACGAAAAGAUAGUCAAUUCUGAAUAUAUUCGCAACCUCCAGUCCCUACAAAACUUCGUAAUGGUUAAAUUCGAAAAUGACAGCAUGGUCGUACCUGUAGAAUCGGAAUGGUUUGGAUUUUACAAACCUGGACAGUCUGUUGAGACCGAAAGUUUGCAAGAAUCUGACAUAUUUAUAGAUGAUCGGUUGGGACUGCAAAAAAUGAGCGACGACUCCAAGCUCCACUUUCUGUCAGUUGAAGGGGAUCAUCUGAGAUUCAAAUGGGAAUGGUUUGAGGAAAACAUUCUGGAACCAUUCUUAAAGGACUGAUUCUCGGCUGAAUUUCAAACUGCACGCAAAAAAUUUAGUAGUACCCGAAAUAAUUUAUAUUUCAUUGACUUCAUACUCAGUUCUGUCAAAAAUUCAAUACAUACUUAUUCAAUAAAUUAUUUUUAUUGUGAAUCAGAAACGGAUGUGAUGCUUUUAAAAAAUCACCAAAUUAUUUAUGAGUUUCUACCAAAUUUAACCAAUGAAAAAUACUAUAUGUUCCUAUUUUACUGAAAUGAUCAACACAUUGUAUAAAAUGUUUAAUUCAUGUAAUAAAAGUUCUUUUAUUUUUCCUCA
Leptinotarsa decemlineata (Colorado potato beetle) is the source of this 1264-nucleotide messenger RNA. Its product is annotated as palmitoyl-protein thioesterase 1. Gene Ontology annotation, molecular function: palmitoyl-(protein) hydrolase activity. Gene Ontology annotation, biological process: protein depalmitoylation; receptor-mediated endocytosis. NCBI's taxonomy places the organism in Eukaryota, Metazoa, Arthropoda, Insecta, Coleoptera, Chrysomelidae. Gene Ontology annotation, cellular component: lysosome. The record is from RefSeq and is a predicted model, not a curated record.